This is a messenger RNA of Mizuhopecten yessoensis (Yesso scallop), 2013 nucleotides long. Its product is annotated as ABC transporter G family member 21-like. The coding region runs from base 148 to 1677 and encodes 509 amino acids. Lineage: Eukaryota; Metazoa; Mollusca; Bivalvia; Pectinida; Pectinidae. The transcript has 14 exons. Gene Ontology annotation, molecular function: ATP hydrolysis activity; ABC-type transporter activity; ATP binding. The record is from RefSeq and is a predicted model, not a curated record. Gene Ontology annotation, cellular component: plasma membrane.
GGAAAAACAACGUUGCUGAAUACUUUAGCCGGAAGGAUAAACGUCACCUCAGGGGAGGUAACUCUUAAUGGAGUCUCGUUUAGGAAAUCACAACGUCGUCGUCUUGGUUACGUUCUUCAGGACGACGUGUUCUUGUCCAAUCUAACCAUGUGGGAAACUCUUUAUUUUACAGCAAUUUUAAGUAUGCCGAGCUGCAUUCCAAUGACAAAGAAAUUGGAAAGAAUACACAGUAUAGUGGAUUCGUUUGGCCUUCAAAAUUGUCUUCAUACAGUUGUAGGAGACAUUUUCACCCGCGGGUUAUCAGGCGGAGAGAGAAAGAGGGCUACCAUUGCAUGUGAGCUUCUCCGAGACCCAGAUAUACUCCUCGUAGACGAGCCAACAUCUGGUUUAGACACGAGUGCUGCACACAACCUGAUGGUACAACUGAAAAACUACGCUACACAACACAAGAAGAUUAUAGUGACCACCAUUCACCAGCCCUCCAGCCAAGUAUUCCUUAUGUUUUCAACCUUACUGCUCCUAGUGGAGGGACAGGUAGCUUAUUUUGGCUCGGCGGGGUGUGCUCUUGACUAUUUGACUAGUCUAGGGAUACCAUUUGAGGACGAAUACAAUCCUGCUGAUAUCUUAUUGGAAGUGGUGACGUCACGCAAUGACAUCAUCAGUAUAAUCAAACAGGCAGGCUUACAUAAAAGAUAUAACAGUUUGUUGUCAGCCAGAAGAUUUCCUCAAGGUUCUCAGUCUGAUGUCGCGGAAAUUCCUAAAAAUGACGAUAAUUCUGGCUCUGCUGUUUUGGAGAUUGUCGUUGGUGAAGGAGAGAAAACUCACCGAUGGCCCUCCUCAUUCUGGACUCAGCUUACAGUUCUAAGCUGGAGAUCUUUCAAACAGGCGAAAGGGAACAUGUCGCUGCUUGAUGUUGCGCUUCCAGUUGUUUUGGCCAUCACGGCGUCUCUUAUUUUCUUCCAAAUUGGGAACCUAGAAACGUCUGCUAGGGACAAACUUGGUUUGGUUUUCUUCACCUUUGCUUUCAUGGGGUUUGAUAUGUCUUCAGCUACAGUUAAAGGUUUGGAUGCUGAGAGAGGCGUGGUGUAUAAGGAAAGGACUGCGGGUAUCUACAGACUGUCGGCCUACUACCUGUCUAAGAUGAUCAGUGAGAUACCAGUGGUGUUGGUCAACCCUGUCGUGAUGGUUACCAUUAUUUACUGGGUUGCUGGCCUGGGUGGGGUGGAUGGUUACGUCGUUUACCUCAGUAUCGGGAUACUGUACAACCUUAUGAUGCAGAGUGUUGCCCUUGUCAUUGGAUUAUUCAGCGUUGACCUUCGCUUUAAUAUGGGAGUCGUUAUGAUGUGCUUGGAUGCGAGUUUCAUCCUUGGAGGAUUUUAUGUUGUCAACCCCCCAGAGUGGUUGUGGUGGUGUAAAUACCUUGCCUUUUUCCACUACCCCUCGGCCGCGACACUGACGUACCUAAUGUCAGAUAUCCCUCCUGUGUGGUGUAAUCAGACCAGUGUCAACAUUUACCCACAAUGCAUUGACAAUGGGAACUUAACCCUAACAUCACGUGAUGUCCUGAAUGGAUUAGGAAUUGAACAUCCGGUAUAUUUCUAUGUUACGAUUAUGGCAAUGACUUUUGGUGUUUUUCGGACCUGUGGCUACUUUGUGUUGAGAUUGAAGAAAAUCUGAAGACAAUCCCUCAGUCAAAAAAGUCAGUGUAAAACAAUUCCUGUGAUUUUCUUGCAUAAAAAUGAUUAUGAAAAAGCUUGUGUCUUUUAGUGAUAUACUACGCGGGACAUUGUAGAAACAACCAAUGAUUCUGUCGUCACUUUAUCUGUACUAGACACCACCAAUGAUUCUGUCGUCACUUUAUCUGUACUAGAAACAACCAAUGAUUCUGUCGUCACUUUGUCUGUACUAGACACAACCAAUGACUCUGUCGUCACUUUAUCUGUACUAGAAACAACCAAUGAUUCUGUCGUCACUUUGUCUGUACUAGACACAACCAAUGAUUCUGUCGUCGCU